Racocetra persica is the source of this 250-nucleotide messenger RNA. NCBI's taxonomy places the organism in Eukaryota, Fungi, Glomeromycota, Glomeromycetes, Diversisporales, Gigasporaceae. The record is from the annotation of a GenBank genome assembly.
UAAAAAUGUCAUUGAAAAUGGUUAUGAAAGUACAAGUGAUGAUAUCACUUUAUCCAAUUUAGUAAAUAUAUCUACUAUAUCAGCAAGUUCACAAUUGUCUGAUAUUGGUAUAAAUGUUGCUAAAAAUGGUUAUAAAAGUACAAAUAAUGAUAGUCAUAAUGAUAUUGCUUUAUCCAACUCAAUAAGCUUACAACAGUUAGAUAUAGAAAUCAAUCUUAGGCAAUACAAAAUCAACGAACUUUUAGAGAAU